Molecule: messenger RNA, 1685 nt
Organism: Raphanus sativus (radish)
Lineage: Eukaryota; Viridiplantae; Streptophyta; Magnoliopsida; Brassicales; Brassicaceae
Exons: 3
Molecular function (GO): nucleic acid binding; zinc ion binding
Source: RefSeq, a predicted model, not a curated record
GUUCGUUGUAGUCGGUAAGCGUCGGAAACCGCCAUGCAUUUGAGUUUAGUUUCGUGCGUUUAGUAAAUCGUCUAUAACUUUCUAACCGUUGCGAAUCUCGUGCAUGCAAACCCACCAUCGUGUUCCUCUCGUCGAGACGAAUCCAUAGCCACCAGAAUCGUCGCAAUCGGAGCUCGGACGAAGCCGUACGAGCCCUCCAAAGUUUCGCCGGAAAUCGCAUCCGCCACCGCCGGACCACCGUUAUCCGCCGCCGGACCACCGCUUCUCCGACGCCGGUCCGCCGCUUAUCCGCCGCCGGACUGUCAUCGCCGCCGAUUUGGAGUCUAUUUUAUCAGUUGGAGUUCAUAGAUACCACUUCUCUUCAUUUGCUAAGAUGCCGCCGAGGAGAGCUACCCGUGCUCAGAUCGCUAGAGAUGCUAGAGAGGCUCAGGAUGCGCAUGUUCAGCCCGCAGUUCCGCAGCCCGUUGCUCCGCAGAUUGAUCAGGAUGCCGUGAGACAGAUGAUUCAGGAGUCAGUUCAGCAGAUUGCCCAAGAGGCAGCCAGACAAGCCUCUCAGGAGGCUGCCCGGGUAGCUGCUCAGGAAGUUGCUCGACAGAUGGCUGCAGCUCAGCAGGUUCCGCAGGGUCCUCAGAUUCAUGUGCAGCAGGGUCCGCAGAUUCAUAUGCAGCAGGUUCCGCCAGUUCAGGUUCAGCAUGAUCAUCAGGUUCCAGCUCAGCAGGCCCCAGCGCCACAGUAUCCGCAGGUUCCUAUUCAGCCAGUUCCAGGGGUCUUCCAGGUUCCACCACCGCCGCCUGCUUUUCCAGUGCAUGUACCCGAGGUUGAUGAGACAUUUAUCAGGGUGUUGUCACAGAUGAAGUAUGUGAACUUGGAGCAUUUCAGUGGUACCACAGACCCUACACUUGCUCACGAUUGGAGGCACAGUUUGGAUAAGUGUUUGAACACUAUCUCAUGCCCACCAAGGCACAAGCUUAGGAUUGCUGAGUUGUAUUUGCGCGGAGAUGCAGCAGUGUGGUGGGAUGGAGUGCGAGUGAUGCACCACGGCGAGAUGACUUAUGAGGAUUUCAUGUAUGCAUUCAACAAGAAGUAUUUUCCAAGAGAAGCUUUGGAUGAGAAGAAGAACGAUUUUGAGAGUUUGAGGCAGGGUGGAAAGUCUGUCAGAGAAUAUGAGCAUGAGUUUCGCCAGCUUCACCGAUUUGCGGGUAAUGGUAUGGAUGAGGAGGAUCUUAUCAGGAGGUUCUUAAAAGGGAUGCGAGUAGAACUUCACGGUAGGUGCAGUAUGGUCACCUAUACCAGUUUGGAAGAUCUGGUAGAAAAGGCCGUUGUGCAAGAGAAAUGUAUUGCAGCGGAGCAGAAGUUCAACAAGGCAGCUCAGCAUAAGUCUGAAGGAGCUUCAGAGUCACAGAAGAGGACAUGGGAUCAGCCGAGUAUCCAGUGCCAUAAUUGUGAAUUGUUCGGGCAUGUUUCUAGAAAUUGUCGAAAGCCACCAGUUACCCAGUUUAUAGCGCCAGGAGCACCAGUAGCAGCAGCAGCAGCUAGGAACUGUUAUGGUUGUAACCAGCCAGGUCAUAUCUUCAGAGUUUGCCCUAGGAGGGGCAAUGCAGCGCUUCCACCACCACCGAAGCGCCUAGCCAUCGUUCCACGUGUGUUCACGGUGGGAGAUCACCAGGGAGCUGAGCCGAUAGCGG